Xiphophorus maculatus (southern platyfish) is the source of this 4491-nucleotide messenger RNA. It is a transcript of the gene klhl24a, whose product is annotated as kelch like family member 24. The record is from RefSeq and is a predicted model, not a curated record. The transcript has 8 exons. Gene Ontology annotation, molecular function: protein binding. The coding region runs from base 303 to 2093 and encodes 596 amino acids. NCBI's taxonomy places the organism in Eukaryota, Metazoa, Chordata, Actinopteri, Cyprinodontiformes, Poeciliidae.
GAUGUAUAUAAAGGGUUCUGUUUACAACAGGGUCAGGUAGUUUAGAGUCUUUGUUUUUGCCUUCGGAGCACGUCAAAAUGUCCUGACUGUGUUGCAGCCAAGUUAUUUUUUCACAACAGUUCGAUGGAAGAUAUGAUAAGUUAGUGGCGAGCGUUUUUAAGAUAGAGUUUUAUUUUUUUUUUCCUAAUACUUUCCCCCCCCCUUUGUUUUUCCUUUACUUGUGACAGAAGACAGAGGCCGCAUCUGGACAUUUUCACGAUUACCCAAAAGUUUAAGGAGCAUUUCUGUUAACGGUAGCAGCCAUGGUGUUGGUUCUGGGCAGGAGAAUAAACAGCAGUAUCUCAGACACCAAAGAAUCACCACUUGUCAAACGCAAGGUUUUGCCAGUUGAAUGCAAAGUAGGCGAUGUCUUUGACUUCUGCUCUGGUGCGUCACAUUCAGAGGGAAUCCUUCAGGUGUUCAAUGAGUUCCGCGACUGCCGCCUUUUCACUGAUGUGGUUAUCAGCGUGGAGGGCCGCGAGUUUCCCUGCCACCGCGCUGUUCUCUGUGCCUGCUCUUCCUACUUCAAAGCCAUGUUCUGCAAUGAUCACCGUGAGAGCAGGGAGAUGCUGGUUGAAAUCAACGGCAUUGUGGCCGAGGCGAUGGAGACCUUCCUCAACUAUGUUUACACUGGCCGUGCCAAGAUCACCACCGAGAAUGUCCAGUUUCUCUUUGAAACCGCCAACCUCUUCCAGAUCACCACACUGCGGGAUGCUUGUGCAAAGUUCCUAGAGGACCAGCUUGACCCAUGCAACUGUAUUGGCAUUCAGCGCUUUGCAGAUACUCACUCUCUCAAGCAGCUUGCUAGUCGCUGCAAAAGUUACGCCCUGGCAAACUUCUCAGAGGUGUCACACCACGAAGAGUUCCUUGACCUACGGGUUGAAGAGCUGAAAGACUAUAUUGGCAAAGAAGAUUUGUCCGUCAGUAAGGAGGAGAUAGUGUUUGAGGCAGUGAUGAAAUGGGUGUACCACAACGUGGACCAAAGGCGAAGCAUGCUAAAGAGUUUGCUGCAGCACGUUCGGUUGCCCCUGCUUCAUCCCAAUUACUUCGUCCAGACAGUGGAGGGAGACGAGCUCAUCCAGAACGCUCCAGAGUGCUACCAGCUCCUCCAUGAGGCCAGGCGCUACCACGUGCUAGGAAACGAAAUGAUGUCACCCAGAACUCGUCCACGCAGGUCGACUGGUUACUCAGAGGUGAUUGUAGUGGUUGGAGGUUGUGAGCGAGUGGGGGGCUUCAACCUGCCCUACAAUGAUUGCUAUGAUCCAGUCACAGGGGAAUGGAAAUCCCUGGCAAAGCUGCCUGAGUUCACCAAGUCAGAGUAUGCUGUCUGCACCUUGCGUAAUGACAUCUUGGUGUCUGGAGGACGCAUUAACAGCAGGGAUGUGUGGCUGUACAACUCGCAGCUCAACCUUUGGAUCAAAGUGGCUUCUCUUGUCAAGGGCCGCUGGAGACAUAAGAUGGGUGUCCUACUGGGCAAGGUCUACGCUGUGGGUGGCUAUGACGGGCAGAGCCGCCUGAGCAGUGUGGAGUGCUACGACUCCUUCUCCAACCGCUGGACAGAAGUGGCUCCAAUGAAAGAGGCAGUCAGUUCUCCAGCUGUGGCCAGCUGCAGCGGCAAGCUCUAUGUUAUUGGAGGAGGCCCGGAUGAUGAAACUUGUUCAGACAAGGUUCAGUGCUUUGAUCCAAAUACAAAUACAUGGUUACUACGGGCCAGCAUCCCCAUCGCUAAGCGCUGCAUCACAGCUGUGUCCCUCAACAACCUGAUCUAUGUCUGCGGUGGCCUUACCAAGAACCUUUAUUGCUACGACCCAACACAAGACUACUGGAUGCUUGUGUGCCACACCUUUACCAAACAGGAAAGUUGUGGCAUGUCAGUGGUUAACGGGAAGAUCUACAUCCUUGGUGGCCAAGGGGAAAAUGGUGAAGCUACAGAUACAAUCGUAUGCUAUGACCCAGCGACAGGCCUCAUGUCAGGAGAUCAUGGCAUGCCACGACCCAUCUGCUACCACGGAUGUGUAACCAUCCACCGCUAUUGUGACAAAACCAAGCCAUGACUCUAAACACAGAAACACAGACAAGCGACAUGUGAGGACACACCACUAUAGCCAAACUUUUUAUGUACUUCACAUAGACACAUAUUACAUUUAAACAAAAGACAUCUGAAUUAGUUCAAAUUAAAGGAGCAGGGAGCUAAUUUAUUCUUUCCCAUCAUUUUGUCUUUUUUGGGGCAAUCUGCACAUAUUUUAGAUUAGGCAAUCUAAAAUGUACCCCACUGACCUGGUUCCUAAUAUUUCCAUACAGCAGAGCAUAUGGAAAUACUAAUUAGAAGUAUAAGUAUUUUUUUAAAAAAAAUGUAUAUACAGUACAGACCAAAAGUUUGGACACACUUUCUCAUUGAAUUCAAUGAGAAGGUGUGUCUAAACGUUUGGUCUGUACUGUAUAUAUAUAUUUAAACUGUACUUUUUUAUUCGCUGAUUUGUAAUUGAGCUGAAAUGUGGGCAACAGUCAGCCAGCUGACUAUAGUGCCACAUUAUCAGUUCUUUUAUCCAUUUACAGCCCUAACCCGUUAAAAAGAGGCUGAAGUAACACAUUCAUCAGUUGUCAGUGAUAGCUCUGCUCUGUUGUUUCAGUUUUUUCCUCGCAAGUUCCCACUUCACAAGCUUGUUUCCCCUCACCUGUUCCACAUUGUUUCAUCACCUCAGUUUGUUUUCUACAUUACUAUUUGUGUUCUCCAUUGCAAUUAACUGAUUUCUCAUGUUUAUAUAUAUAUAUAUAUAUAUAUAUUUCUUUAAUUUAUAUGUCUUUUUAUUUUUUUUUAUAAAAGCAUGUCAUAUUAUUUACAUCAUUGGUGUGUCAGAUAAGUAUUACUGUCAGCUUUUUGGUGUUUGGGACAUGUGGGUGGUUUUGUUAGUUAGAAACCUUUGUAGAUCAAACUCAAGGAUCGCUCUGAAUAACUGAUGUGUGUGCAUGACAAGUAUGGAUGUGUGACUUUUAUGACUCAGCCUGGAUGUGUUGGAAUCCAGCAGGUUUGACAUCAAGUUGUAGCAUAAGCACGGCACAACUGCUAACUCUUAAUUGAGGCUGGCGCCUCUCACUUAAACAUUAACAUACAAAGAUGUAACUUUGAGUAACCAAGGGUGCGUUUGUCUGUAUGUGUGUUUGCUGGUCGGUGAAGGUGUGCAGCAAUGGUAUACCUCACAUAUGGGGUUAAGAGUACAUGCUAAAGAUUUACGACUUUGUGGCUCACAAUCUGUAAAGUUUAUUUUGUUUUUUGUUUUACAAGUUGGUAUUGAUAGACCAGAGAAUUGCUGUGAAUAUAACUUUAAAGGUUUCUCUUUGUAUGGAAAACAUUGUUGUUGUUGUUGUUUUUUGUGUUUUUCUGUAACUAAGAUCCCCAGCUGUGCACUUUGACAAAACCUUUUUCAAUGUAGGCAGAUUUAGAAACGAAAUUACCUUUACUUUCAUGUAAAGUGCACAAAACAGUAAAUCAUCUUUAAUGGCUUUGAGUUCUUCUAAAACUGACAAACUGAACACAUUUGGAGAGUUUCUUGCCAUUUUUAGGACAACAGGAACAAUCUAUGCGUGUAUUACCACUUAGAAAUGCGCAACUUACUCUGUGGACAGUGAGCGUUACAUAUAUUUUUAUCUCUGAAAAUCAACAAAGCUGUUGGGGUUAUUUCCUUUUAUUCAUCAUGCAUGCUAUGAGACAGCUUAAUUUGGUGUUAGGCCUUGAAAUUAAGAACCUCUUGAUUCUCUUCUCCACACAUAAUUUUUUUUUGUUUGUUUGUUUUCAUAAUGUGCUAACUCAGAAGGCCAGCUGGACGGGUUAAAGGAUGGGUUAAUGUAAGAAAAAGGCUUAAAAUAGUGAGAAUGAGAAACAAAUGUGCUUUCUGCUGAGAUUUUUAAAAUACCUUUAAAUUGAGACACAAACAUUGUCCUGAUAUUUUGAUUUAUUGGUUUUGCAAUGAACUUUCAUUUAUUGCCUGCUUGUGAUGAGCCUAUAUACUGUUAUUUUGUUUAAUCUGAUUUCUUUUUUUUUUCUUCUUCUUCUUUUUGCGGUGAGAUGUGUAUUUGUGUGUUGAUCAGAUAACAUCAUUCCAACAGGUUAAAUGGUAUAUUGCAAAUGCUGACUGGAAUAGUUGAGCACAAACAUAUAUAUAGUUUACCCUUCAUUAUAAAUACAGAUAUCAACCAAAGUUAAUCUGAUUUUUGUCCCAGUUUAUAUGUGUUGAAAAAUAAUUGAUUGUACCUGCAUGUAAGAUGGACGAUUGAACAUGUUAAAUGCUGUGCCGUAUGCCUUAAAACAAAUCAUGACAGGGCUAUUUAAUCUGGCCUUUUUGAUAUUGUUUAUUGUAUGUAUGAUGUAAGAAAGAGAACAUUUUGGAUAUUGGUAACCUGCAACAUGUUGCACUGGUUGAAAGAGGAACAUCAAUAAACUCUUUAUAAAUGCUU